Molecule: messenger RNA, 2431 nt
Organism: Taeniopygia guttata (zebra finch)
Lineage: Eukaryota; Metazoa; Chordata; Aves; Passeriformes; Estrildidae
Gene: DUSP11
Product: dual specificity phosphatase 11
Biological process (GO): protein dephosphorylation
Molecular function (GO): polynucleotide 5'-phosphatase activity
Source: RefSeq, a predicted model, not a curated record
GUGCCGGAAGUGACGUCAGGUGCGUGCCGGCGGCGUCGCCAUCAUGGUGGGCAGGGGAGGCUGGCGCGUCCCGGAGCGGUGGACGAAGUACGCCCCGCUGGGCCGGCGGGUGCCGGGCACGCGCUUCGUGGCCUUCAAGGUGCCCCUGAGCAAGGGCUUUGAUCACAACCUCCUGCCAGCAGAGAGAUUUUCCCCUCAGGACCUCAUCAGGAAGGUGCAGGAGAGGAAGGAGGAGCUGGGGCUGAUCAUCGACCUGACCUUCACCACGCGCUACUACGGGCGUGAGGAGCUGCCACCGGCGCUGUGCCACGCCAAGGUCCCGACCAUGGGCCACCAGGUCCCCGGCAGGAAAUCUUUCAUGAGGUUCCGCUACCUGGUGGGGAAAUUCCUGGAGGACAACGGGGACAACGACAAACUCAUCGGGGUGCACUGCACGCACGGCCUGAACAGGACUGGCUACCUGGUGUGCAGGUACCUGAUUGAGGUGGAAGGCAUGGAGCCCAAUACUGCCAUAGAGUUGUUCAACAAAGCUCGAGGGCACCCCAUGGAGAGAAGAAACUACAUCCAGGACCUGCAGAGGAGAGCCCAGAGCAGCUGUGAGCUGAAGAGUUUGGGCUCGGAUCCGCUCAGGAGGAAAGGCAGUGCCCCAGCAAAGCCCCCCCAGCCCCCCCUGGCAGUGCCCAGGGACCCUGGCAGUGCCAGGCAGGGGCGGCUGCCCGGCCCCACGGCUCAGGGACAGCCCCAGGGGCUGGGGCAGAGGAAGCAGAAAAAGCUGGAACAUCAGGAACAGAAUCAUCUGGAGAUGGAGCAGCAGGAGAAGAGGAGGCAGAAAAAGAUGGAGCAGCAGGAACAUCUGGAGCAGAGGAAGCAGAAAAAGCUGAAACAUCUGGAAAUGGAGCAUCUGGAGCAGAGGAAGCAGAAUAAUCUGGAGGAGAAGGAGCAGAAUCAUCUGGAGCAGAAUUACCUGGAACAGAGGAAGAAGAAGAAGCAGAAUCAUCUUGAACAGAAUCAUCUGGAGCAGAGGCAGCAGAAAAAGCAGAAUUAUCUGGAACAGAAUCAUCUGGAGCAGAGGAAGCCAAAAAAGCCAAAGCUCCAGGAGAUGGAACAUCAGGAGCAGAGGAAGCAGAAAAGGCAGAAUUAUCAGGAGCAGAAUAAUCUGGAGCAGAGGCAGCAGAAAAAGCAGAAUUAUUUGGAACAGAAUCAUCUGGAGCAGAGGCAGCAGAAGAAGCCAAAGCUCCAGGAGAUGGAGCAUCAGGAGCAGAGGAAGCAGAAGAAACACGAUCAUCUGAAGCAGAACAAGCUGGAACAUCAGGAGCAGAACCAUCUGGAAACAGAGCAGCUGGAGCAUCAGGAACAGAACCGUGUGGAGCAGAAGAAGAAGAAGAAGCUGAAGCUCCAGGAGCAGGAGCACCAGGAGCAGAGGAAGCAGAAAAAACUGGAUAAGAGACAGCAGAAGCAGCAGAAUUGUCUGGAACAGAGGCAGCAGAAUGAUCUGGAGCAGAAUCAUCUGGAGGUUCAGCAGCAGGAGCAGAGGAGGCAGAAAAAGCCGGAUAAGAGAUGGCAGGAGCAGAAUUGUCUGGAGCAGAAUGCCCUGGAGCACAGGCAGCAGAAUCACCUGGAGCAGAAUUACCUGGAGAUAGAGCAGAGGAAGCAGAAAAAAAUGGAUAAGAGACAGCAGAAGAAGCAGAAUUGUCUAGAACAGAAUUGUCUGGAGCAGAGGCAGCAGGAUUUUCUGGAACAGAAUUACCUGGAGCAGAAUGAUCUGGAAAUAGAGCAUCAGGAGCAGAGGAAGCAGAAGAAGCAGAAUUACCUGGAGCAGAAUCAUCUGGAGAUAGAGCAGAGGAAGCAGAAAAAAAUGGAUAAGAGAUGGCAGAAGAAGCAGAAUAAUCUGGAACAGAGGGAGCAGAAUCCCCUGGAGCAGAAUAACCUGGAACAGAGGCAGAAGAACGACCUGGAGGAGAAUCCCCUGGAGCAGAACGAUCUGGAGGUUCAGCACCAGGAGCAGAGGAAGCAGAAAAAGCCGGAUAAGAGAUGGCAGAAGGAACAGAAGCUGCAGCAGCCGUGCAGCGUGCCCCCCAGGAACUGCUCUCUCUCCCCACGCCCCAAGAAGAAGAAGCAGCAGCAGCAGCAGGACAUGUGGUGACAGCUCUUUCCAGCCAGGGCUGCUGGACAAGGCUGCUUUAAAUCUGCUUUUUAAAUCUGCUUUUUAAAUCUGCUUUUUUAUCUCCCUUUUCUCACUGCCCACAGCUCUGCUGCUUCUCCAGCAGUUUUUUAGCCUGGUGCUGUGCCUGAUCCGUGAGGGAUGCUGGAGAAACAUCCCCAGAGCCUUCAACAAAGCGGGUUUUUGUUGAUUUCCUCAGGGACCGGCCCCAAAACAACGAUUUUUAUGCUCCUUUUUACUAAAGUAAAUUCCCACGCUGUGCAAACCUCA